Messenger RNA from Cynara cardunculus var. scolymus (artichoke), 1587 nucleotides. RefSeq names its product UDP-glycosyltransferase 85C2-like. Lineage: Eukaryota; Viridiplantae; Streptophyta; Magnoliopsida; Asterales; Asteraceae. Gene Ontology annotation, molecular function: UDP-glycosyltransferase activity. The coding region runs from base 1 to 1452 and encodes 483 amino acids. The transcript has 2 exons. The record is from RefSeq and is a predicted model, not a curated record.
AUGGAAGGAGGCAACAAGACAAAGUAUCAUGUGGUGUUCGUACCAUUUCCAGCACAAAGCCACAUCAAGUGCAUGCUGAAACUAGCCAGGCUCCUGCACCACAAAGGCCUGCACAUAACCUUCGUCAACACCGAGUUCAGCCACAAGCGGCUACUCGAGUCUGGAGGGCCACACAGCCUGGACGGUGCACCAGGGUUCCGGUUCGAAACCAUUUCAGAUGGUUUCGUUUGUAAACAUGGCAGCAACAUCGUGGAUGUAACCGAAAUGGAUGAACUCUAUAACUCUCUUCGAACCAACUGCUUGGCUCCGUUUCUCGAUCUUGUGGCUAGACUCGAGACUCAUGUCACUUGUAUCAUAUCUGAUGCUUUCAUGCCUUUCCCCAUUGAUGCGGCUCAGAAGCUUCAGGUCCCAAUCUUGCAGUUCUGGACUUUUGCUGCUACUGGCUUCAUGGGGUUUUAUCAGGUCCCAAAUCUAGCAGAAAAAGAAGUUUUCCCACCUAAAGAUGGAAGUUGUUUCACGAAUGGGAAUCUCGACACUGUAAUAGACGGGAUUCCCGGAUUAGAAGGUUUUCGUUUGAAAGAUCUUGCGUGUUCUCGAUACACGAACCUAAACGAACCAGGCUACACCUACCUAUCAGCGUGUCUUAAAGCGACUCAGAAGAUUCAACAUAUAAUCCUCCACACCUUCCAAGAGUUGGAACCCAAUGUCAUCAAAGCCAUCGAACCCAUCUUCCCAAAGGUCUACACAGUCGGACCAUUGCAGUUGCUUCUGAACCACUUAUCAUCCGCGGACGAAGCAAACAAGUUUGAUUCCAGUGGCUGCUACAUGAGUUUUUGGAAGGAAGAACCUGAAUGUGUCAAAUGGUUGCAGUCAAAAGAACCAAACUCAGUGGUUUAUGUGAAUUUUGGAAGCAUAGCAGUGAUGUCUAAACAAGAACUCAUGGAGUUUGGUUAUGGACUUGUUAACAGUAACCAUUACUUUCUUUGGAUCAUUAGACCAGAUCUGGUUUUAGGGGAGUCUGGUGUUUUGCCACCAGAAUUCCAAGAGAUGGUUAAAAAGAGAGGGUUUAUAGGGAGCUGGUGUUCACAGGAAGAGGUCUUGAACCACCCUUCGGUUGGUGGGUUCUUGACUCAUUGCGGGUGGGGUUCGACGAUCGAGAGUUUAUCAGCUGGGGUUCCCAUGAUCUGUAGGCCGUUCCGCGGUGACCAACUUACGAAUUGUAGGCAAAUUUGUAAAGAAUGGCGGGUUGGGAUGGAGAUCGGGAGCCGUGUUAACCGAGAUGAAGUUGAGAAGGUCGUGAGGGAGUUGAUGGACGGAAUCGAGGGUAAACGAAUGAGGAAUAAGGCUACGGAGUGGAAGAAAAUGGCGGAAAUCGCAACGGGUUCUAAUGGUUCGUCGUAUUUAAACGUCGAAAAACUUGCUAACGACAUCAUCAUGCUUUCAAGCGAUUAAACUUUCAUGUGUUUUUUUCGGGUUAAUUCCCUUUGCCUUGAUGUAUUUAUCGUUGUAACCUGUAAAAUCGAAACGUUUCGCGUGUUUACCGUGAUUUUUGUGCCUUAAAAUCCGAAUCAAACGGUCCCUAUCGGA